GGGUAUGAUCUCGUCUACCAGGGGGAUGACGGGGGCUAUUUUGUGGGGAGAGGGUCUGCAGGUAUUGUUGGAGGGCGAUACUUCCGGUGGGUUGGAGAUGAUGGCGCACGCCUUCUUGACAGGCUCGGGCAAGGGCAUUCAUUGUGUGCUUAAUCCUAAUGGCAGAG
This is a messenger RNA of Sphaeroforma arctica JP610, 167 nucleotides long. RefSeq lists its product as hypothetical. The annotation marks the transcript as partial. The record is from RefSeq and is a predicted model, not a curated record. NCBI's taxonomy places the organism in Eukaryota, Ichthyosporea, Ichthyophonida. The transcript has a single exon.